Sodiomyces alkalinus F11 is the source of this 2054-nucleotide messenger RNA. RefSeq lists its product as hypothetical. NCBI's taxonomy places the organism in Eukaryota, Fungi, Ascomycota, Sordariomycetes, Glomerellales, Plectosphaerellaceae. The transcript has a single exon. Bases 243 to 2042 code for a protein of 599 amino acids. The record is from RefSeq and is a predicted model, not a curated record.
AGCAAAAUCACGUGAUCGCGCGGGGCCUUCGCGUCCGUUCGUCAUCUCCCCCAUCAAUCUCUCUAUUCAUACUAUUCCCUUGACACCACGGUCUGGCAAUCAUCCACUCUUUUCCCACCAGCUGUGUGGUUCUACAUCUGACCUUUGACACGGCUUAUACCUUUCUUGGAUAUCUUUGCUACUUCCAUUUCAUGCCCUGUCUCUCGCUAGAUCCCUUGGAAUGAAGCCACGCGCCCCCGGCCAUGCCCCUAGACCAGUGCAAGUUCACCCUCGUGCCCGAUAGACCCGGACACAUAGGUACCGCUUCUCCGCCGCCGGAGCUGCGGCGUCCCAUGACGACAAAACAGGCGCGGAAGGCCUUUCUCGAACGAACCCGGGGACCCCGCCUGUCCAGGGCCGAGCAGCGCGAGAGGGAGCGGCGACUCCAAGAAGAGAUCCGACGCGAUCUCAGAGAAAAAGAACGACGAGAGAAAGAAGACAAGGAAAAGGAGAGACAACAGAGGAAGGCCAAGAUCUUGCGCGAGAAGAAGAAGGCGAGGGAGGAUGCAGAACGGGAAGCUAAGCGCAAGGCCGGCGUGCCGAUCGCACCGCCUCGACCAAGCCAGCCCACUCUGGCGGGGUUUUUCAAUGGCAAUGCCACUGUAAAGAGGAGGGCCAGAGACGAAGAAGAUGCACAGCACGAGGAAGUGGCCAUAUGCAAGGAGGCGGAGGGCGAGGAUAAGGAUAAGGAUACCCUGCCGGUGUCCCCGUCCGCGGUGACACGGACCCCCGUGCGAAAUCGUGUCAGGAUUGAAUCGCUACCAACAGAGCGCCGACCGUCCCCUCAGCCACCAUCGCCUAUCAUGAUCUCUGACACCCGCGAGGCCACAAGUGUCGACAAUUGCACACCCUCAGGAAACUGCACCCCACCGGCCACCCCGAAACCGAGUCCAGUGCCAGGGGUCAAAUCACUAGAGAAGCUGUCGCCGAAGCAUAUAUCGCCGAAGCAUACGUCGCCGAAGGCGUUCCCUUUGAAGAAAUCCCCGCCGAAGGAAUUCCCGCCAAAGCAGAAGCAGCCGAUCAGUUUGCGGUCGAGAUCGCCGCCCAGGAAGAAAUCGCGCCUAUCACCUAUACUCGAGGAUUCCGAGGCGUCUGGCCCCGUGAUCGACGAAGACGCUAGGCACCGACCGCCUGCUGUGGUUGACCUCGCCGACAUCGAAGACCUCUUCCCGUCCGGCACGCAACUCCAGCGCGAACUGCUCGCAAAUGAGGAUGAUUCCGGCUUCAGCGAGCCUGAGGCACCGGUGGUUAAACCGAAUCUGGAUAACCCUGUCAAGAUCUCAGUCCCUAUAUAUCAGCACCCCGAAGACGCCAAGCCUUCGACCCGCGCCCCUCGACCUACAGUUAUCGAGGCAGUGUCUAUCGAAAUGAUGCCGUUUUUCUGCACGCAGGACUGCGUGCUUUCUGCUCAAGAUCUUGAGGAAAUUGAGACCCCGACCAGGACCAGACCUACCAUGAAGCCGAGACCAAGCCCUCGAGUUCCGCUAUCCUGUUCCGAUGUGUUCCUGGAACGGCCACAGCACGCCAACCGUAUCCCGCCAAGGAACCAGUCGGCCUACCUACAAAGUGCAGCCAAACACGCAACCAAGCCUCCCGGCCUCAUCAAGCCAUUGGUCUCCACUGUCAUGGGUAACCGCAAGCCGCCAGCUCGCCUACCACCCCGACAGCCCGUAUCACCCCCUUUGCCGUCCUCAGUAACGAAACCAGAGACGUCGACGAAACGGAGGACGACGAUGCCGAUAGAGACAUCUAGGACGCCCUGUAGCCCACUCCUCCCCGCGGAAGAUCUCCGCGCGAUGCAAGAGGCCUCUUGGGACGACGACGAAAACCUGGAGAACCGAGGCCCACAACAUUCCCUGGCUCGGGAGAGUCCACAACUACCGUCGCAGUCGACGAAGCGGGGCCAAGCCGACCCGCUGGGAGACGACAUCAGGGAUAAUUGUGUCUCUUCGCAAGACAUGAGGGCACUAUUCAGCGAGAACUGGGACGAUGAUUUGGUCUAGCUCGCGACCUGC